Molecule: messenger RNA, 9186 nt
Organism: Aplysia californica (California sea hare)
Lineage: Eukaryota; Metazoa; Mollusca; Gastropoda; Aplysiida; Aplysiidae
Product: EF-hand calcium-binding domain-containing protein 6
Exons: 30
Coding region: 113-4768 (1551 amino acids)
Cellular component (GO): nucleoplasm
Molecular function (GO): calcium ion binding
Source: RefSeq, a predicted model, not a curated record
UGCCGACUGUCGAGGCGACAAAUGGCGAGCAAUACGAUGGACACUGCUUAGUGAAAAAUUAAUGAGACAAUUUUUGUAGAGCUAAUCUCAUACUUGAUUAACGUUGACAACCAUGGCACAAGUCAUGCCAAGCUUGCGCCCCGACAGCCAAGGGGUCCAAUUCACAGCCCGUGCAGCCCUCCGGACCCGCGAGAGCAUUGGUCGAUCCCCUUUGUCUCGAUCAGGACGUGCUUCUUCCAUUGGAAGUUUAGCUUCUUCAGGUCACUUAGCAGGUGAAGGAGGCGAAGUUGUUGUGGCAACAUCUCAACCGAAAAUGUCUGUCAUUGAAGUUGAGGCCGCUCUUAGAGAGAAAGUUCGGAGCAAGUUUGACAAUCUGAGACAGGCCUUCAAAAUGUACGACGUUGAUGAAAAUGAAACAGUCACCAAGGGAGAGUUUCGAAGGGUGUUAGAAUCCUACUGUUUACCCCUCACCACAGAGCAGUUUGAUGGUGUUGUUGCUAAGAUCGAUUGCGUAAAAGGUGGUACCGUUGUCAAGUAUGUGGAUUUUCUCACAAAAUUCUAUGGUGGAGAUGCCAGUAACAAAAUGAGAAGCGUCAGGUCUGGUCCUCCAGCGCCACGAGAAGUUAAUAUGGACAUGAUAGAGAAACUUCUCAGAGACAGGGUCAAUGGCAACCUAAGGUCUGUAGUUCGAGGCUUACAGCUUUUUGACUACAACAUGGAUGGGAAGAUCCAACGCCAUGAGCUGAGACGAGUACUGGAGAACUAUUGCUUCAAGUUCACAGAUCAGCAGUUUGAUAAGCUGUGGUUGCGGUACGACUUCCAUCACACAGGUCUGGUCAACUACCGUGACUUUCUGAAAAGACUUGGUGUAAAUGUCAAAAACAGUAUAAAUGCUCCGACUAGUGACUCAGCUGCUGGAGCUUUGAAAUGGCCUAAGAUGUCAUCACCUUCUUCAACGGCUGGUAAAGUCGCCAGCAGCCAGCUCAAGUCACAACAGAAAGAGGAUGAGAAACUUCUCAAGUCUUUGACUUUCGAACAGAUCGAAAUUGAAUUCAGAAAUAGAAUGAAGACAAACUACUUGAAGCUUAAGAAAGCCUUCAUGACCUUUGACAAGCACCUCGACGGCUACGUGUCCAUCGAUGAUCUCAAGAACAUCCUCAACAGCUUCACACUGCCCAUGUCGGAUCAGCUGUUUGUUCACCUUAUGGAAAAAUGCGGUGUCAAAGCCAGUGGCAGAGUUGCAUGGGAAAUUUUUCUAGAAAAAUUUCAAAACCCUGUUACUGUUGGCAAUGGUCAAACUCUACCGAUCCGACCCAACCACAGGAUACAUCCAAUAAUGGAGACUCAAAAGAUCGUAGACUGGGACGCUAUAUGGAAUCAGCUGUACAAGAGAAUCCAGUCACACUACAACAGUCUGAAGGAAGCCUUUUUGCAAAUGGACAAAAACAGAGACGGAAGGGUGACCAAGAAGGAGUUCCGUGAGCUCAUAGAAAAAUUCACAUUCCGUUUGGAUGACAGACAGUUUAAAGAGCUCAUGUCCCGAGUAGACCCCGACCAGAACAGCCGAGUGGAUUAUCACACUUUUCUCAGACUCUUUGAGGAGAAGGAGACCAAGGAGGGCCACAAGUGGUUGAAGUCUGUUCACAAGUAUAACGACAAGCCAAAACCAGCCAUUGUGGCGUGGGAAACUGUGGAAGAGCUCUUGAGGGAGAAAAUCACCUACUACUGGAAAGAUGUCUCAGACUGGUUGACAUAUCAUGACAGGAAGGGAACAGGCUACAUGUCCAAAGGAACACUGAAAAAGAUUAUCGAUAUGCAGGUUUUGCCUGUUUCAGAUAAUCACUUCGAAAAUUUGAUCAGCCGAUGUGCAGACUUCCAGGACGGCAAGGUGAACUACAUGGAGUUUAUUGAACGGCUAGGAGUGGACGUAUCACCCGGAGAUGUGGUGGGGCUCAGCUCCCAGAUCAUGUACGGCAGUGGACAGGCGGAGAUGAAGAGACAAGUGGACUUGAUGAACAGACACAACCAGAUGGCAAUGUCCCAGUGCUACAGAACCAGUGAGAUGACCGCUGACGAAGUGAUAGCUCGCUUCAAAGACAAAAUGGCCCAGCUGUCCCCAGCUCUGCGCAAGGCUUUCCUCACGUAUGAUAAAAAGAACAAAGGACGCAUCACUAAAGCACAGUUCAGGGCGAUCCUGUCAGACCUCGGAAUCCUCAUGUCAGACGAGCAGUACUCUGAGCUGAUGGCCCGCCUGAACCUCAAUAACGGACACAUGCAAUACAUGGACUUCAUCAUGAACUUUGGCGACCCUCGGCACUCAGAGUCGCUAGGCAUUGUGUCGCACAUGGACAACCAUCGAGUCAACCCCAUAAGGGGAGACGAGCGCACUAUGACUGCUUUAGAAGUGGAGUCAAAGCUGCGGCAGAAACUGAGAGAGAAUUUUACCAAUCUUAGAGGGGCUUUCUACAAAUUUGAUGACCUGCACCGAGGCUGCUUAAACAAAUCCAGCUUCCGAAGAAUGCUUGAUGCUUUCAUGAUCAACAUGAACGAUGAUGAGUACGAAAAACUGUGUGAGAAAUUAGGAAUUGUCAAAGGAUGCAGGAUCAGCUACUUGGAAUUCUUGGAGAGAUUUGAGCAGCGAGACACAGCAGAGGGACACAAGUGGCUCAACUCAGUGCACACGUACAAUGAGACGUUCCCCCCCAAACCCCUAAGUGCAGAGGAGGCACACAACUUGCUUGGUCUCAAGGCCUACAGACAAUGGAAAGAUCUGUCAAAGGCUUUCCGUACCAUGGACAGCAAAGGCAAUGGAAUUAUCACCAAACAGGAGCUCCGAGACACACUUCACAAGUUCACGAUGCCCAUGGAGGCAGAGGAAUUCAAGAAACUCUGGGCCAAGCUGGACAUCGACAACAAAGGCUUCAUCUCCCACCAAGACUUCCUGCAGCGGCUCGGCGCCCGGGAGUACGCGCCCGGCGAUGACCAGGGUCCCAGCAGCAACAUCAUCAGCGGCAACUACCGCUUCCUGGACGAGCACAACUCCCUGCAGCAGCAGCGGCACGAAGAUAUCACCUGGAACCAGGCCAACCUCACCAACAACAUGCCAGCCAUCAUGGUGGAGCGACAGUUACGGGACAAGAUCCGAGACAGCUAUCAAGAUUUCUACACGGCAUUCCGCAAGUACGACAUGCGCAAACUUGGUUCACUGACUCCUGAUGACAUCCAGAAAGUCCUCAUAGAACAGAACUUCUUUAUCAACGACGAACAGUUCUUUGCUCUCUUGGACAGAAUUGGCUUACCUACAGACAGAAGUCGCAUUAACUACUCAGACUUUUUGAAGGCAUUUGAGGAUGGGCGAAAGUCAAGCUAUGGCCGACAACCACGGGACAUCCGUAUUGAUGAGUUCAGGAAACUUAACCCUCAGGAGGCAGAGAAGAAGCUGAAAGAACGAUUGGAGGCGAACAUAGAUGAUGUUACAAAGGCCUUGGCAGCUUUCGAUCGGGAUGGCAGUGGCAAAGUGCCGGUUCCUGAGUUCCGACGUGUUCUGGACCUGUUCUGCUUCAUCUUGACCGACGUCCAGUGGAAGCACAUCAAAUCUGGCCUGAGCAUUGGACCUGACCAGUGUGUGGACUACAAUGAUUUCUUGUCCAGCUUUAUUUCUGGAGAGAUUGACAUCAGUGACCAGUACCUCCAGUCCCUCCAGAAUGCUUUCCCCCCGGGGCCGAACCCGCUGGUCUCGGUGGACGAGGUGGCGGAGCGCGUGCACGAGGCAGUUGUUUCCCACUACCACAACAUCCUGAGGGACUUUGAGAGCAUCGAUUAUGCCAAGAUCGGCUCUGUGACGGCUGAGGACUUCCGAGAGGUCCUGGCUCGUCAUAUCAUGAGAAUGAAUGAUGAGCAGUUUGAGAGACUAUGGAAUGUAUCGCCAAUCAACACCUACGGAAACUUGGAGUACAAACAGUUUUUGAAGGUGUUCUCCGAGGACAUGCCAAUCAUGAUGGAUUCUGGUCCCGUGCAAUCGUCUGCCAACAAAACCUCAGCCCAAAACUUGGCGGGGCAACAAGGGAGACCGUCGACCUCCAUGUCCCAACGCCCUGCAUCCAGAGUAAGCAAUCGACCGUUCUCCAGAAUGUCUCGGUCUAGUUCUCGAUCUGGCCGAGCGGCCACCCCUCUGGUGAAUGCUGAGUCAGCCGAACGACAAGUCAAAGACACAGUGUUCCGUUACUGGAAGGAAAUUCAGAAGCGAUGCCGUGACAUGGAUGUGGAUAAUUCUGGCACUAUCUCUGUAACUCAGUUUGGAGAUGUACUGAGCCAGUAUGGUUGUCUUCUCCCUCCUCCUGACUUCAAUGAUCUGGCAAUCAAAUACGAUAUCAACGAAAAUGGCCGCUUCCACUACAGUGACUUCAUUCGUCAUUUCCUGCUGUCUGUAAAGCCUGGAGAACAGAGAGUAUUGACAAAUCGAGACAGGAUGCCGGCGAAAAAGUUAUAUCAUCCAAAUGGCACGAUUGAAGAAGAAGGGGAGGAAAACGACGCUGCCCGGCGCACAAAAGACUGCGUGGGUCAGAACUGGAAGGAGAUGAGGAGGGAGUUCAGGAACGUGGACCAGGAGACAAAAGGCUUGGUCACAUCCGAGGAGUUCCGCAGAGUGUUGCGCAUGUUCAACAUCAACCUGUCGGAGAAUGAGUUCCAGCAAUUACAAGAUAAAUACGAUAAAAACUUUACAGACUGGGUCAACUACAACGAAUUUUUGAAACAUCAUCUCCAUUGAUGAUAUAUUAUGAUUAUAAUCCUGAUUUUUUCUAUGGCGCCCACUCCUGUACAAUACAGCUCUAGGCAUUUUACAAUACUUUCAUCUUUACACACAAAACACAAGUGAAAGAACAUGCUUACAUGCACUCUUUAAAUUUAUACUAACACAUAAGCAGACAUUCAUCCUAUCACAACAUGAGAACUGUCCCUUUAUUGCUAACCUAUCUCUGAACUAUAUUUAUCAAGUGUGUAACAUGUCACAUAUAAAAAAAUUGUGACUUGUUGGACAUUAAUACUUAAUGGAUUAUAUUGUCACCUUUGCUAUAAGACUGGCUAAGUGCAGCAAAGCAACUUUUACAAGAGAAGCAAAAAUCUUAUUUGGUAUCAUCACACAGCUAUUUGACUACCAACGAGCUGUUCAGCUUUCGGAGCUUUUCCAGCCAAAAAUCAGACCUGUUUAUGACUGAGCAUAUGAAAUAUAAAUAUAAUUCACUAUCGAUUUGUCAAAAUUUUUAAUAACAGCUAUUUUGUGGGUUAGCUGGUCUUAUUACAAGAGCGAUGAUAUUUUGUUGUAUGUAAAAAAAGAUUUAAAAACGAUGCUAAGUUUUGUGAUUUGAAAGAUUUUUAAACAAUUUACAUAGUAUUAUUUCACACCAGACUAGGAUAAUUCAAACAAUUCACUUCAAAUAAAAAAGAUUUUAUUCACGAUGUAGGCUUUCAAUAAGCUUCUUUUCCUCCACACUGUUCUUUCAAUUUAAAAAAUAAGACCCAUUAGUCAAGCGUAGAUGAUGUUCUCAUGUGAUUAGCAGCAACCUCUUCCAAACUGAAACCUGCUCAAAUAUCAAAUUCUACAGCUUUCAACUCAUGCUAAAUUUUUUGCCUACUUCCGGAUGAGUCCAUUAUUGUCAUAGGAAGGAUUAAUGUGGUUUAAAAAAAGCUCAAUUUUAAGUCUGUUCUGAAUGUAAAUGCACAGACAAUUGGAAAUAGUGUGUGACUUAAUUAUUGUAGUUAUUUAUUAAGAUUAUAUUCAUUCUGAAGUAUUCUAAAAUACCUUUUUAGCUCUUUAAUGAGCUCGAAAGACACUGAUCGUUGUUAUUUUUACUUCUAGGGUCAUUUGUAUUUACACUAGGGGGAAAAAUGCACACCAAAAACUGACUUUUAGGUUCAAAUAAAAUGUUAUUCUCAUCUAGGAAAAACAAACAGUCUGAAAGGGUUACCCCUCUUUUCACUUAGUUCACUUCUUUGUUUGCAAUUAUCUUAUAAAAAUGUUAUGCCACUUCUCUACCUGAUUCCCUUCUUCCAACGUUUUUAUAGAAUGUAUACCUCACAGCUGACUCAAUUUUAGUCCAUGUUUCGAUUUUGAGCCGACAUUUCUACUAUGUAUGAUCCUAGCGGAAUCCCAGUUGAGCUGUGAUAUAAAUUGUGUCGAUGGAGGUGAAACACAUCUACGUCUACAAUUACAAUUCACAAAUAAAGAUGGGAGUUUGAUUCCUGGCUUUGUUGGAUAGGACUUUAUUCUUGCAAAUAUGGUUAGGAAAAUUAUUCUACCUUCUUUUCCUUAGUCUACCCAACUACAAAUGGGUCAUGGAUGGAGAAAAUAUUUAAAAUAGUAUGUGGUGCUGGCCUAAGAGACUGCAACUGUGUAAGACCAUAGUGGGACUGUCGUCUGAUUUGGAGUAAACAGAUCAGCCGAGGGAGUUAUUGAAAAGUAAGUGCUUAUUUACACUUAACUGUAGAAUAAAAGUGCAUUGUGUCCAAUUUCUCACAGAGUUUAUACUUUUUGAAGACUGUUUGUAGGUAUAUUUAGGAAAUUAAAAAUUGUUCAAUGUACAUACUUUGUUCAAGUAAAAGGUAGGAAAGGGUCAAUAUUUGUUUGUACAAAGAGAAUUUUUACAAAUUUGAGCUAGUGUGUAAAAUAUUUAGAAAUUUGUUUAAAACGUGAAAAUAUAUUUUGUAUUCACAUGAGCUGUGCAUCAAAAGCUCUACCUUUGCACAAGUAAGGUGGUCCAUUAAUAGUAUUCUUAUGAUAAACGGUAAACGCUAUUCCUGAAAACAGCAAACUAUGUAAAUUCAAUAUUCUAUAUAAUUUUUUUUUUUUUUCACAUAGUGUGAUUAUUUUAUAUCUUUAUGUGCAUUGUAAGUAUUCAAGUCAUGACAAAAUUUUAUUGUAACUGUGAUUAACACUUUUAUAAUUCUUUGGCUCCGUCAACUUUGUUAAGAAUUUAUGUAGGCCUACAGUGCGCAAGUGUACAGAGAUUCUUGAUAUUUUGUUUCAAUUUUACAUUCCUUGUGACUUUAAGUAGGUUUCUUUAGUGGUAAGAGAGCAAAGCAUCGUUAGCCUUUCAGAAGACGAGUUAUAUUCACCUUGGAGAACAGAGCAGGAAUUACAAUUUUUUAACUUUUGAGUUUGAGUCAAUCACAGACUCUAAGCUGACCUAAAUGACUCAUUGUGUACUUUGAGUAUUGGGUAACAAAAGUCCUCAAGACAUAGGCUAAUACUUGUUUGUGAUACAAAUAUUAAUGUCUUCAAACAUGUCUUGGACUUGCUUUUGUUUCAUCUCCGAUGCAAAGAACACUUAACUCAGCAAACUAUUAACCCCUUCAAUGCCAUAUUGACGUACCUGGUACAUCAUGGAUUUGCACAAUUUUCCACUUCUUGAUGUACCUGGGGAUACAAAAUGCGUCAUAUCUGAAGGGUUAAAUGAUUGAUAUCUCACCUUUUUGACUGUGUACUGAUGCCAUAAAGUGGCCACAACAACAAACCAUGCACCGGAGGAGGAUCACAUGUGUCCGAGUUCUACAUUAUAUAAGGAUGAUAAUAUAUUAUAAUGAUGAUAAUGAUAAUAGUAAAAUAAGAGUUUCUUUUGUCAUGUCUGACAAUGACCAAUUAUCUGCAGAAGGGAAUGUUUUUAAAGCAAAGCGUAAGAAAUAAGGGAAAAAAACCUGAUUCAUCAGAAGGACCCAUGGGAACAAUUAAUUUAAUGUGGUGGGGACGUAGAAAAAAAAUCCUGUUAAUUUCUUUUUAAAAUCCAUCUUACCAGUUUCCAAAUCUCUUUCCACUAAUAUUGUCAGAACAUUGAGGAAAACUAUAUCUUUGCUUCUCAAAAUUACUGUAGGCCUAUCUUGGAUGUUCUGAAAAUGAAAUGGUAAUAGUUUUGUCAAGUGUUUGUCCAUGUAUUCCCAGUUCCGAGUGGACAUUUUCAUUUCUUUCUUCCACUUCUUCUAAUAUUGUUUUCCCUGACAAUGGCCAUAGGGUUUCAGUCCAGUGGUGCUGAAGAAAUGAAUUCUUUUAAGCAGUUACUCCAUUUUGCUGAAAAGCUUUUGGUGUCCAGUAGUGUGUGUGUGUGUCGACUAGAUUGCUGACAUCACAGAAGACCCACCAGCAGACUCGCAGAACAUGCUGUCGCAUAUUUCUCUGACAUCUCACUUCCUUACUCGUAAGAUGUGUGUCCUUGUUGUUGGACACUUUCCCAACCUGUCUCCUAUUGGUGGGAAUAGGUAUCAAUGAAAAAAAGUAACCUUCUCAAAGCAAAUCAUGUACUCUAACUGAUUCCAUUUUUUUAGACGUGUUGUUUUAAAAUGUAUUAUAGAACAUAAAUAUUGACCUCAACAAAUUAUAUUUUCAUAACAAGAAAAUUGUCACUUUCUACUAGCGAAAUUUUUAAGCUGGAAAUACCCCUGCUGUUUUGCUUUCAAACUGUUUAUCAGUUUGCAUACUGCUGCUCCUUUACAUGAAAGCAUUUUUCAUGUAGUAUUUUUUUUGGCAAAUUAGAAGAAUCGCUGCACAACCUCUUAAAAUUAUUACCAUUUUACCGCACUAUGACCAUCGUAAGUCAUGUACUUUGCAAUCUUUUUCAGCGUUGUUUUUAUUAAAUGUUUUCUUUCUUGUGCUCAGCUUUUGUUGUUGUUGUUGUUGAUGAUGUUGUUAUUCAGCCAGCUGAUCUUUAGUAUUCUGCUCACCGUGCUAGGUCCAGUGUCUUAAUAAUUUGACAAGCAUAAUGUGAUACAUGUGAAAUACUGCUGUAGUUCCAGGAAAUUUCAUUUUGUUUGGAAUGAAUACUCUUUUUAUCCUAUAUACACAUGAUACAUUUUUGAGAAUCAAAUUCAUAUACCAGUAUUAUUUGGUGCAGAGGCAAAAAUAACACUUGAAUUUUCUCUAUUCUUUUUCUGAUUUUCUUUUUUAAAACAUUUUUUAAAUACAUCUUCAGGUAUUCUGAAGAAACUGCUGCUGUUGUCUGUUACAUUUCUUUGUGUUAUUUUUGCCCUUCCAUACGCCAAAACUGUCUCACGAUUGAUGUACCAGAUCAUUGUUUUUUUAUAGAUCAAUCUAAACCUAAUUCGUGUAUAUUGUUUUUACUUUUGUCCAUUUUUGGAAAAGGUGAAAACUAUAAAAUUAUAUGUAGUAAAUGUGUCAAGAAAUAAAGCUCAAUAUUAAAA